GACUGGGGACAUGAAGUGACAGUUCACAUCAAUCAGAGACUCACACAGGGUUCACAGUCAACAGGAAGAGAGAGCACACAGAGAGAGUUGAAAACAAUGUGCUAAGAAGGUUGUAACAGACCCCGGUGUUGUGGUUGAUUCAUCGAGGCAGUGGAGGCAGGAUGUGGGUCCUAAUCUGGGCAGCUCUACUCUUCUCCCUGGCAGAGAGAGCAACAUGUCAAAAUGAGGCCCCUCCAGCAGCAGCUCUAUCAGCUGCAAACACGAACAGCAUCAUCUUCAGUCCAAAGAAAAUAACAGCACAGACUGGCCUAUGUGCUGUUAUUUCAUGUACUUUCACUCACCCUGAUAGCGUCAAGCUUAACGCGGCAGUAUGGUACAAAUUCCCUGAUAAACAUAUCAUUUUCCAUUCCAAAGAUCCCUCUAAAGCUCAGGAGGGUUAUAACCAUAGAGUGUCUCUACUGGAGACAGACCUGACAAAGGGGAACUGUAGUGUGAUCAUCAACGACAUCAGAGAAAAUGACACUGGAGAGUAUCAAUUAAAAAUCACAGGAGGAGCAGUUAGAUACCAACAGAACAUGAUCAUCACAGUGACAGCUCUGACCCAGAAGCCCUCAGUGUUGACUCCUUCUCUGACAGAGGGAGAACCAGCUACUCUGACCUGCACCGCCCCAGGGACCUGCUCUGGAACCCCUCCUCACAUCACAUGGACAUGGAGAGGGACAGGAGACAACAUCACUGAGCUCCGAGAAAACACCACCAUACAGAAGAGAGAGGAUCUGACCAGCGUCACAACAACCCACUUCUCAAUUCUGACCUUUACCCCCUCAGCUAAGCAUCACGGCACCAAGGUCACGUGUCUGGUGACCUUCAAUGGCGGCGUCUCCACCAAGAAGACACUGAAAUUGAAUGUGACACAGGAAGUAUCUAAAGACAUCUUGGCUUUGCUGUCGGACCCACCACUGAUUACUGCAUUUGUGAUUGGUGCAGCCCUCUCAGCCACCAUCAGUUGUAUCUUCCUGUGUUUGACAGGGAAAUGUAAAAAACGCAAAGAGAGGACCCCAAAGGACUUAGACUCCAAAAGCCCUUUAACAAACCUGGAAAUGGUGGCAUGUGAAGACCAACAGAGAGAUGCAGGACAGGCAGUGAUGGGCGAACUGACACAUCUGCAGGUGGAGCUGAGGGAGGGAACUGAAAAUGGAGGGCUCCAGACCAGUGGAGCUGCGGGACACUCUGCCCCAGGGGAAGAACCAAAAGAGGUGCACUACGCCAGUAUCAACUACUCCCUACUGAAGAAGAAGACUCCUGAGGAGGCAGAAAAGAAGACCACUACCACAGAGUCAGAGUACGCCAAAAUCAAACGAGAGAAGAAGAAUGUGGGGGGAAAAGAUGGUGGAGAGGGGAGUGGUGUGAUGGAAGAGGUGGAAGGGGAGAAGGGGGAGGAGAUGAUAGGGAAGGACGUGGAGAAAGAGAAUGGUAAGCCAGUACGAGAGACAGAUGAAGAUAUAGCGCUUUACUCCAACGUCAAGGCUAUUAUUGGUGGAGAGUGACACAGCAAUUUUGUCUAGAAACGUGGGAGAUAGCACACAGUACUAUGGCUUCUAUUAUACAGCACUGCUGUGUUCUCAUAUUCCAGACUGAAUGUUUUAUGAUGAUACAGAGACUUUGUUUAACUGAAACUACUGUAGGUAAUAGUUUUGGUACUUCUUUAUUUUUCAGCCCUGUGUCAGCCGAAACAAGUAUUUGUGGGGGAGGGUUAUACAUUUUUUUUAAGGAAGUUAAGGUAAUGCUACUUUUGUAAUGAUUCUGUUUUGUGUCACCAUGGGGAAGGACUGAUAAAGACAUGGUUUGGAGAAGUAGAGGUCAAACCUUUUCUCGUUUUUCUCCUCUGUCCUUUCAUGUUUUGGCAUUUUGAUUUAACCCUAAACCUAUAUAUUGAGGCGCUACCUUAAUUUUGAUGGUUGUGUGUAUUUAUAAAUGUAUGAGGAAAAGGAAGGAACCCACACACUGCUCUUGAUAGUACCACUGAUCUUUAAUAAGCUUUUGUGAGUUUUUUAAAAUAGCACCCUUAUGUAGACCUAGCCCCACCCACAUCCGUUCCACGCAUCGAAUGGGGUUGGAGGCGAAGGAAAAACAAAUCAGUGCUACCAAAUAUAACAAUAUGCAUUUCAUAUUCAUACAUAAAACGUAUUAAACACGUCUGUAAAACCACAAUGAGGACAUCAACCUACCAAGCAAGUUUUCAUAAAUCAUUGGGUAAGAAAAACGUCAGAGUAAUCUGAAAUAGGGGCAUACUUCAUUUUCAAAUUUACAACAUAAAAUACAUAGGCAUUUCAUCAUUAAGACCUUAAGGAAAUAAUUUCUGGAGGGUGAAAAUCCCAAAACAUUCUCUUUUGCUCAGAGUAUUAUUUAUCUCACCUCCCCUGUCUGAUAUCUUAACCUUCUCUAUGCCACACAAUCUAAAGGUAGAAAUGUCAUGUUUUAGGUCAUUAAAAUGUACUCCGACUGUCGUUUCCCCUAAUUUAAUUUGUAUGUUCACUGAUUCUCUGUUUGAGAGAACGAGAGGGUUUUACCUACAUAGCACAGCCCACAUGGACAUUUAAUAAUGUAGAUAACAUGAGUGGUGGCAACACAAUCUCACAUUCAAUUCGUGCAUUUGUGUACAUAAUGCAUUUCAGCACAUUUCCUGCGUUUUUGUGUUGCUUAAUUCGUUCGAAAAGACACAAAUUUAACCAGUAGGCUCCAAGCCUUUGCAACAACCAUAGACGCGACAGCCUAUAUUUCAUUGUUGUUCUUCUUUUAUGGCUAAUUCGUCGUUAUGAAUUUACAGAAAUGUUGUCUUCAUUUAAUCCUGUUUUAAAAUGUGUAGUUGUAUGCCUAUAUGUACUGUUUUAGACUUGCUGAACAGAAUUUGUGAGAAAAUAAACACAUUUACGUGCGACUUAA
This is a messenger RNA of Salvelinus fontinalis (brook trout), 2943 nucleotides long. RefSeq names its product myeloid cell surface antigen CD33-like. The record is from RefSeq and is a predicted model, not a curated record. The transcript is spliced from 7 exons. The coding region runs from base 162 to 1547 and encodes 461 amino acids. NCBI's taxonomy places the organism in Eukaryota, Metazoa, Chordata, Actinopteri, Salmoniformes, Salmonidae.